Trypanosoma theileri is the source of this 2031-nucleotide messenger RNA. Its product is annotated as putative chloride channel protein. Gene Ontology annotation, biological process: L-histidine catabolic process. Bases 1 to 2031 code for a protein of 676 amino acids. The record is from RefSeq and is a predicted model, not a curated record. NCBI's taxonomy places the organism in Eukaryota, Euglenozoa, Kinetoplastea, Trypanosomatida, Trypanosomatidae. Gene Ontology annotation, molecular function: urocanate hydratase activity. The transcript has a single exon.
AUGAGUUCUAUCAAGGAAAUACUUGCCAAGUGCCUCACUGCUGGUCUAUCAGCGCCUUUCCCACCACCAUGUAAAGAACUCGAUCCCAGUGUUCCUCAUGCACCCAAGCGUACACCGCAUCUCACACCGCUGGAACGCCGUCAAGCCAUCGCCAACGCCCUUCGUUAUUUUGAACCCGCCCAUCACGCAGAACUGGCCGCAGAGUUCAGCAAAGAAUUGGAUGUUUAUGGUCAUAUUUACAUGUAUCGCUUCCGUCCCACUCAGUAUGAGAUGAAGGCCUACCCCAUCACAGACUACCCUGCGAAGAGCAGGUUUGCCGCAGCCAUGAUGUUAAUGAUCAUGAAUAACCUUGAUAAACGUGUUGCCAUGUUCCCACAUGAACUUAUUACUUAUGGUGGUAAUGGUGGUGUAUUCAACAACUGGGGACAAUAUUGCCUUACAAUGAAAUACCUCAGUGAAAUGACAGAUGAACAGACACUUACACUUUAUUCUGGACACCCAAUGGGUUUAUAUCCAAGCCACCGAGAUGCCCCACGUGCUGUUAUAACAAAUGGUAUGAUGGUUCCAAACUACUCUACUCGAGAGCAAUAUGAUCGAUUGUAUGCUUUGGGUUGCACUCAGUAUGGACAAAUGACUGCAGGUUCAUUCUGUUAUAUUGGUCCUCAAGGUAUUGUACAUGGAACUACUAUUACAUUCCGUAAUGCAGGACGCAAGUAUCUUGGUGUUGAAGAUCUUGCUGGAAAAGUUGUUCUUACCAGUGGUCUCGGUGGAAUGAGUGGAGCACAAGGAAAAGCUGGUGUUAUUUGCCGUGCUGUGGUUGUGGUGGCUGAAGUUGACCCAGAUGCCUUAUAUAAACGUAAGGAACAAGGUUGGUUGUUGGAAGUUGAAACAGAUGUUGAAUCUCUCCUUCAUCGUGUACGUAAGGCUGCUGCUGCGAAAGAGGCAGUAAGUAUUGGUUUCCUUGGUAAUGUCGUCACCGUCUGGGAACGACUUGUUCAGGAGAAGGAGAACAUUGUACACCUUGGCUCUGAUCAAACCAGUUGCCAUAACCCUUUUAAUGGUGGUUACUACCCAGUUCAACUCACCUUUGAGGAAAGCAAGAAAAUGAUGGUGGAGAAGCCUGAAAAGUUUAAGGAACUUGUACAAGAAUCCCUCCGUCGCCAAGUGGCUGCUAUCAAUGCUCUCGCCGCACGUGGUCUGCGUUUCUGGGAUUAUGGAAACAGUUUCCUCCUUGAGGCCUCCCGCGCUGGUGCGGAGGUGUGGAGUCCGGACGACACUGUGCGGAGUAUCAACCGAUUCCGUUAUCCAUCGUAUGUGCAGGACAUUAUGGGAGAUGUCUUUGCUCUUGGCUUCGGUCCAUUCCGUUGGGUGUGUGCCUCCGGCCUGCCAGAGGACCUCGAGCUUACAGACCGCAUGGCCGCAGAGACAUUGGAGAAGUUAAUGAAGGAUGCCGCCCCCAAAUCACAGAGACAGAUAUCCGAUAAUCUGCUUUGGAUUAAACAAGCAGGAGAGAAUAAGUUGGUGGUGGGUUCCCAGGCUCGUAUUCUCUACGCCGACUGUGAGGGACGACAGGCAAUUGCAAAGGCCUUUAACGAUGCCAUUCACGAUGGCCGCCUGAAGGGUCCAGUGGUGCUCUCACGUGAUCAUCAUGAUGUGAGUGGUACAGAUGCCCCAUACCGUGAGACCUCAGAUCUCUACGAUGGCUCUGCUAUUACUGCAGAUAUGGCCAUUCAAAAUGUGAUUGGCGAUUCCUUCCGUGGGGCUUCAUGGGUUUCCAUUCACAACGGUGGUGGAACUGGCUGGGGUGAGGCCAUUAAUGGUGGUUUCUGUCUGGUGCUUGACGGUACUCCCGAUGCGGAGCGCCGCGCCACACUUAUGUUGAUGUGGGAUGUUUUGAAUGGAGUUUCACGCCGUGGAUGGAGUGGGAAUGAGUGUGGACGUGAGACUGUGGUGCGGGCGUUAACGCGUGUGAAGGGUCUACAAGUGACGGUGCCCAAUCACGUUAACCCAGAAUUACUGCAGAAGUACUAG